CGUGGACUGCAGUUUGCUGACUGGUUUUUUUCUCUAUUUUUAUUAGCUCUUAAAGCUACCAAACAAUAUCUCCCUCUCUCUCUCUUAUAAGUUUCUUCAUUCAAAGACUAUAUUAUUGCACUUUGGGUCUCUCAGUUUAUACACCAUUUGGCUCAUACCAUUGCCCCCUUUAACCCCAUCUUAGUAGUGAAAUGAUGCAUAGGUGUAGCAGUAGCUCGCAAGGGAACAUGGUGGGUGGACCUUGUUCAUGCGGUGGCUUGUUCCAUAGCCAAAACAACUCGUUCUCGAUGAUGUUUUCAAUGGCGGCGAACCAGACAUGUUACGAUGAAACGGAUGUGAUGUACCCUUUCGCUUCUUCCUCUUCGUCUGUUGAUUGCACUUUGUCUUUAGGAACACCUUCGACCCGCCUCGUUGAAGACGACGGUUAUAAGCGUUCUUCACGCCGUGAAAGCCGCUCCGGCGGCGGAGGCGGCGGUUCUUGCAUGUCGAACUUGUGUUGGGACUUGGUGCGAAACAAGAACACGACGAAAGCUGGCCGUAAUAAUGAUAAUAAUAAUAGUUCAGGCAACGAUCCUCUUUUGGCUCGUCGUUGUGCCAACUGUGACACUACUUCAACACCGCUUUGGAGGAACGGUCCAAGAGGUCCAAAGUCGCUUUGUAAUGCUUGUGGGAUUCGAUUCAAAAAGGAAGAAAGAAGAGCUUCAGCUGCAAAUGCUAAUGCUUCAUCAAUAGCGGAACAACAGCAAUACCAUGGCUACAACAACAGUUCAUGGGGUUCAAUGCAAUGUUAUUCAUCGCCGGUGAAUGAAAUCAAGUUCAUCGAAGACGGCGAUCCUUUCCUUUCUUGGAGACUCAACGUUACCGAUAGACCAACAAACCUUAUUCACGACUUCACCAGAUAAACAAAAAACCACCACCACCAACCCAAAACGCCAUUGACGGUGAAGACCAUGGCGGUGCCUGCAAAUCACUGUUCCCUUUUUUAGUUUGUGUAACUUGUUUUGUCUUCUAUAGAUGGAGUAAGAACGGGAUAAUUCUAUGUUCUUAGUUGCUUUUUUUUCUCUUUUUUUCUUCUCCCUUUUAACUUUAAUUUCUUUUACUUCCAGUUUCCUAUAAAUCCCUUUUCUUCCUUUCAUUUGAAUAUGAUGAUCAUGAUGAUGAGGAUGAUGAAAUGUUGAGGACCGUUGGAUUUGAUUACUGA
This is a messenger RNA of Gossypium raimondii (Peruvian cotton), 1201 nucleotides long. Its product is annotated as GATA transcription factor 18. Lineage: Eukaryota; Viridiplantae; Streptophyta; Magnoliopsida; Malvales; Malvaceae. Bases 192 to 902 code for a protein of 236 amino acids. Gene Ontology annotation, molecular function: zinc ion binding; sequence-specific DNA binding; DNA-binding transcription factor activity. The transcript has 2 exons. Gene Ontology annotation, biological process: regulation of DNA-templated transcription; flower development. The record is from RefSeq and is a predicted model, not a curated record.